This is a messenger RNA of Ornithodoros turicata, 1974 nucleotides long. It is a transcript of the gene qvr, whose product is annotated as UPAR/Ly6 domain-containing protein qvr-like. NCBI's taxonomy places the organism in Eukaryota, Metazoa, Arthropoda, Arachnida, Ixodida, Argasidae. The transcript is spliced from 4 exons. Gene Ontology annotation, biological process: regulation of synaptic transmission, cholinergic; positive regulation of voltage-gated potassium channel activity; sleep. The record is from RefSeq and is a predicted model, not a curated record. Bases 126 to 620 code for a protein of 164 amino acids.
CUCCUCUCCUUCCUCCCGGGUCGUCGCAACGAACAAGGCCGACAGCGAGCGAGUGCCGCUGGCUUCCCGAGCUCUUCGUCGGGGAGUCUGGGCCCCAAAACUGUCCUGUUCCUGUGGAGCGGCGAAUGGCAGCUGGCUUCGCAUCUCAGGCAUGGAUAACCUGGCUCGCAGCUACCAUACUCGCGACGUGCACUUACGUCCUGGCAGAAGAAGAGUGCUUGAAUUCAAGAAUUCAGUGCUACGACUGUGACUCAGAGCAGGAACCCCGGUGUCACGAUCCCUUCAACCAUACUGAAGAAAACAGGCCCAUAGUUAAAGAAUGCAAGGGGUGCUGCGUUAAAAUUGUGAGCAACCAUGGAAGGCACGACCAGGAAGUGCGGAGGACGUGCACAGAGCGCUUGCAGAUCAACCUGUUCCUCGUGGACCAUGUGUGUAUGUACGAAUCGGGAGGUGGGGGACACAUGUGCUUCUGCGAAAGUGACUUUUGCAACUCCGCGCCUCCCGUGAAGGAGCGCUUCAGUGCCUCAGCGCUCCUAGUGGCCGCAUCAGUGUCGCUGCUACCUUCACUACUGGCGAUGCACAGGCCGCCGCUACUACGGUGCCUAUUUUCACCGUCCUAGGCAUCGUACAAACUUGGUUGUAAACGCAGUGGGGAAACGCACCACCAGCUUUCUCGCGCGAGUGCACAUUCUGAAGCAGAAACUUACUAAGCUGGAAAUUUAUGAACAGACGAAACGCACAAUACGCAGGACCAAGUCCGCAAGUAACACACUUCACGAUGCGCAAUAUUCGAAUAAUACUCAGCUCGCAUUCCGUGUAAAAUAAGAUAUACGUUCCUCCAAUGGUCAAGGACAAAUACAGACAAGCAGUCACUCACGUCGACCGCGAUUCAUAUUCCGCUGGGAUACGAAUGGCGGACGCCCCCUAAUUAGCGUGACUGGUAGAAGAGGGAGCUCGUGGUGCUUUUUCCUCGACGCGUGCAACUGAGCACAACAAAUGACAUCACGUCCAGGUCCGCGGGACAGAAGGUCCGCUUGUCAAAGCCAUUCGGGCGAUCGCUCUGUGUUCAAGACUCCGCACGGGAGAAGUGCGCGAAGAAGACCGCGUCCAAUACGAAGUGCGAAUAUCAUAAUGCACGAACAGAUCAAACUUUGUUUGAAGGGCUGCUCUCACGAGUGCCAGAGGAUGUUUUGAGAGUGAGACGCCGAGUGUGCGUGGACCACUCCUUGCCCGAGUGUAGUCGGAAACGCGAAGUUGCAACAGAGGGAGUUCGCUGGCUGCAGACACUCGAGAAAGUCACUCGGAACGAGAACUAUUGAGAACAAGACUCUCGGAAUCCUCGGAAUUCCUGCCUGGAAACCGUAACUCUUACCCGUUCGAUGCAACGACCACUAUAUGCUGCUCUCGGACGUGCCUGCAGCUUCGCGGAUGCCCUUUAUAUGUGUAGUCGCGAAAAUAGGAACGGGCAAAGGUGAGCCAAGACGGUCAGUGUGUCCACAGCGCUUGGCAUUCACUCAUGUAUGCCAACUUGCAAGUGCCGGUGCCAUCCGUAGAACUCACAACGUAUGAGUUCUGUCACAUUCAAAGUUUCACGAGCAUGUCACCACGACAACACUCUGCACAAUGUCAUGGGAAUUACCACUUUCGCUGUGCAGAGUGUCCCAUUAAAACCCCUUGCAGCAAUUUUCGUACCGGAUACCUCCGCAUGUAAACACGCACCAGCUGGUUCCUCAUGUGACCUGGAGUUAUUACAACGUCACCAUUAUACAGAACCCCCCAAAUGAAAAUACCUGAAUUCAAUAGAUGCUCAUGGUGACCAAACAACCAGAUACAGCAUAAAUGUAUUAACAAGCCUUACACAUCACUAGUGCAUAGCUCAGCACAGAACGCGUCAAAAAUAUAAAUCAUUCCAUUGGAACAUGACCACAGAAAGAAAGAAAGAAAGAAUAUUUAAAAACAUCCAUCCUUAUACCC